This is a messenger RNA of Ctenocephalides felis (cat flea), 578 nucleotides long. RefSeq names its product H/ACA ribonucleoprotein complex subunit 2-like protein. Gene Ontology annotation, molecular function: box H/ACA snoRNA binding. Gene Ontology annotation, biological process: rRNA pseudouridine synthesis; snRNA pseudouridine synthesis. Bases 105 to 578 code for a protein of 157 amino acids. Lineage: Eukaryota; Metazoa; Arthropoda; Insecta; Siphonaptera; Pulicidae. The transcript is spliced from 2 exons. The record is from RefSeq and is a predicted model, not a curated record. Gene Ontology annotation, cellular component: box H/ACA snoRNP complex.
GUUAAAAUACAUGAAAUAUUUUGCAGUACUCAAAAUAUUAUACAUAGAAGUAAUAUAAUCGAAGCGUUAAGUAAAACUGAAAUACAACUUUGUUUAUCAUAAAAAUGGGCAAAACUAAAACAAAUACCGAAUCUCAAGAUGUUUCCUUGGCCGAUGUGACAAUUAAAGAAGAGCAAUUAUCAUAUGAAGAUAAAUUAAAAAACGCCAGUAUCAUAGCACAACCUAUGGCUCCCAAAAAACUCACAAAAAAGUGUUACAAACUAAUUAAGAAAGCUUCUAAACAAAAAACGUUUCUACGAGCUGGUUUAAAAGAUGUCCAGUCACGAAUUCGCAAAGGAGAGACAGGCAUUGUCAUUUUUGCUGGAGAUGUUACACCAGUUGAAAUAAUGUGCCAUUUGCCGGGUGUUUGCGAAGAGAAAGAUAUUCCUUAUACGUAUACACCAAGUCGAAAUGAUCUUGGAUCUGCUAUGGGAAUGAAAAGAGGUUCUCUCAUGAUUCUCGUACGAGAGCAUCCGGAUUAUAAAGAAUUAUAUGAUGAAUGCAAAGAAGAAAUUAAUGCGUUGGCAAUACCUUUUUAA